Staurois parvus is the source of this 381-nucleotide messenger RNA. The record is from the annotation of a GenBank genome assembly. Lineage: Eukaryota; Metazoa; Chordata; Amphibia; Anura; Ranidae.
CGGAUCACCAAUCACGGAAAGAGCCGAAGAUGUUGGCUCGGUCAUGUGAUCAGCUGUGUCCAAUCACAGCUGAUCACAUAUCAUCAGGGCACGGAUCAGUGCCACCUGUCAGUGUCCAUCAGUGCCUUAUGCCAGUGCUCAUCAGUGCCACAUAUCAGUGCCUACCAGUGCAUAUCAAUGCCACAUAGUGCCCAUCUGAGCUGCCUUUCAGUGUCACCCAUCAGUGCCACCUAUCAAUGCCAGUCAGUGCCGCCUGUCAGUGCCCAUUAGUGCCACCUACCAGUGCCUCCUCAUCAUUGCAGCCUACCAGUGCCCAUCAGUGCAGCCUCAUUAGCGCACAUCAGUGAAGGAGAAAAAUCACUUAUUUACAAAAUUUUAUAA